This is a messenger RNA of Arabis nemorensis, 198 nucleotides long. Lineage: Eukaryota; Viridiplantae; Streptophyta; Magnoliopsida; Brassicales; Brassicaceae. The record is from the annotation of a GenBank genome assembly.
AUGAUGAAUCCUUCGAGGAUGACGAAGGUUGACAAAGUGGUGGCUCUUGAGUCGGAUGUGUCCGUCGGUUCCGGUGGUGAAUCCUUGGAGGUUGACGAAGCGGUGGCUCUCGAGUCUCAGACCAUAGGCCAUACGGUUGAAGACGACUGCGAAGGGGAUUUCUCAUCCUCUUUUGUUUCAAUUUUGUGUUUUGAUUAA